Messenger RNA from Poecilia reticulata (guppy), 1560 nucleotides. The record is from RefSeq and is a predicted model, not a curated record. Lineage: Eukaryota; Metazoa; Chordata; Actinopteri; Cyprinodontiformes; Poeciliidae.
AUCAUUCAGGCUUCACUUGUGCUUUGGUGUCACUUUGAUGGUCAAAGACUGGAGAUCUGCCUGCUGUUCAGGACGGGAUCUGGACCCGACACAAGACAGGAGCACAGAUUCCCCAUCCGGAUUAACAUCAGGUGGACCGUCUGCAGCAAUGCCACAGGUAUCAACAGCAGGAACAUCAGGAAUGCUGGGAACGACGGCGUGGGAAACGGGGCAGUGAGGCAGAGCAGAAGGAUCAAAGUUUGGGAACAUGAAGAUGGAUUGAUUUUGUUCUUCACAGGGAUUUAUUUUUAAAUCUUCAUUGUCCGGAACGGCAUUCCAAGGAUGAAUAAAAUCUGCUUAAUGAGAACCAAGCGGAGGACGUUCAACAUGCUGAAAACAGAAACAGAUGAAAGCUGAGCUCUGAAAACGGGAGUCUCUCUACAGAACCAUGUUGUUCUCCAGCAGCCUCCUGCAGCGGUGGUUCUUCGCGGUCUUCCUGCUCUGCUCCCCGGUUCCGUUCGCGGGCCGGCCCGUCGACACUCUGAGCGGCAGAAUGAGGCGCUCUGUGACCGACACUCAGCUCAUGCACGACAAAAGCCGGAUGCUGCAGGAUUUCCGGCGGCGCAUGUUCCUUCAGGGCAUCCUGGACGCGGUCCACACGGCCGAGAUUCUCCCGGUCCGCGGCGCCGGGGGCAGCAGCGGCGCCGGCGCCGGGCCGCCCGGACCGGGCCUGGGGGUCAACCCGAGCACCACGGGCAGCACCCUGCAGUCCAAGCCCCCCGGAGGAACCAAGAACCUCCCCAUCAUGUUCCAGGCGGAGGAGGAGGAGGAGGGCACCCACCUGCCGCAGGAGACCAAUAGGUCCUACAAGGAGAAGGUUCCCGGCAAGAGGAAGCGGAAGGGGAAGUCCGGCCGCCGGAAGGAGGCGGAGAAGAGGAAGAGGACGGUUCGCGCCGUCCGGCGAAGGCCAGGGGAGGAGGCGGGCAGCGGGCUCCACCUGGAGUGGAGGCCUCUGCUGGGCCUGCAGGGGGCGCUGCAGUGAGACGCCGUCAGCCUCUGACGGAGACAGAAAUCUUGGCUUCGCCUCCUGGACCCUCAAUGUUCUCGACUCGUUCUCCCGUCACGGAGCGCUCGGACCGCAGAAAGGAAAUAUUUAUUUUGUGUAAAUAUCUGAGAUUAAGAAGCAGAUUAUGUUUAAAUGAAACCUUAUCGGCGCUCUGUGCCGCCACAGAUUUUAAUCUUUGUGAAUCCUUUUUUAUUCCAGUAAUGUCUGAUUAUUUCCAGUAAUUUAUUUUGGUGUAUUUAUUUUGAAACGUAUCGAGGUGCUGCUGACCUUCUAUAUUUUUGUACCAUAAUGCACUUUAGAUAUCUGACUAUAAUCUAUAAACUUGUUUGUUGACUGAAGUAAAGAAAACUCGACUUUUUUUGUCUUUUUCUUUCAUUUAAACGUGUUGAAGCUGUUUUCCUGCUCGUGGUGCCUUCACUGACCGUCGGUUUUCUCCACGCUCUGCUUCGCCAGGCCAAAGUUCACAUGUUCAUGUUGGUGAAGCCUGUUCUGAUUAAACAUGUCGUCAUAUCUGA